Messenger RNA from Metschnikowia bicuspidata var. bicuspidata NRRL YB-4993, 396 nucleotides. It is a transcript of the gene AUT7, whose product is annotated as ubiquitin-like protein. The transcript is spliced from 2 exons. Gene Ontology annotation, biological process: macroautophagy; cellular response to nitrogen starvation. Lineage: Eukaryota; Fungi; Ascomycota; Pichiomycetes; Serinales; Metschnikowiaceae. Bases 1 to 396 code for a protein of 131 amino acids. Gene Ontology annotation, cellular component: autophagosome; fungal-type vacuole membrane; cytosol. Gene Ontology annotation, molecular function: phosphatidylethanolamine binding. The record is from RefSeq and is a predicted model, not a curated record.
AUGAGAUCACAAUUCAAAGACGAAAACUCGCUUGAGAAACGAAGCUCGGAGUCGGCCAGAAUCUUGCAGAGGUUCAAAGACAGGCUCCCUGUGAUUUGCGAAAAAGUCGAGAAUUCCGACAUCCAGGAAAUAGACAAGCGAAAGUACUUGGUGCCCGGCGACUUGACUGUGGGCCAGUUUGUCUACGUGAUCAGGAAACGCAUCAAGUUGCCUUCAGAAAAGGCCAUCUUCAUUUUUGUGAACGACAUCUUGCCGCCCACCGCGGCGUUGAUGAGCAGUAUCUACGAGGAACACAAAGAUGAGGACGGCUUUUUGUACGUGUUGUACUCUGGCGAGAACACGUUUGGUCAGAUUGAUCUUUCGCAGAUCGACUUCUCCGACGUGCCUCGUUGUUGA